GCUCCGCUGGAGUAAAUGCAGGUCAAUCCUCCAUGUGCAGCCAGGCCGAAUCCAAUUACCCGGCUGGCGGGAGGGCAUUAGCUGGACGCCCACCUGACCAGCCGGGCCCAGAGGGUUAAUGCUCCGUUGCCGCCUCCUUCUCCUCCUUCUCUUCCUUCUCCUUCUCUACCACAGCUGUUGCUUGCUUUGCUCCCUCGGCCGCCUUGGGAAGAACUAGAGAGCCUUUUUGCGGUGGUCCAGGUUGGCUCGGCUGAAGAAUGGAGCAGCAGUCCUGGGCUGAGCCACGGUCGGCCUCGCCAUGAGGCCUUGGGCCACUUGGUGCCAGAGCUUGGCUUCCUGACAGACACCUGUCCAGGUGAGACAACGUGGGACCACAUCCCCAACUCCCAGGAAACCUGUGGCAGCGGCCUUGAACUCGCAACUCUCGUCCUGCAUGUGAGAACAGCUCUCCCCAAACCCGGGCCGCCCGGAUGCGAAAUAUGCCGCCAUUGACAUGUGGAGUUCUCCUCCUUGCUAUCAACAUGUUCUUCCUUUGCCACAAAGUGGUAGCCGACCAGUGCAGCGGGGGCAGCAACAUCUUCACCGAAAUCCCGGAGAACAGUCCACACGGCACUUUGGUCUCCCACUUGUCGGUGUUUGGCGACCCGGAGAGCAGCACCGUGCAGCUGACCUUGAGUGGCAUGGAUGCCAACUGGUUCUACCUGGAUGGGAAGACGGUGCGGUUGAACGCCUCGGAGGAGAAGGUGCUGGACAAAGAGGUGCUGGAAACCCCUGUUUUGAUGGUGUCCUUCACUUGUACGGAAGAUGGUUUCUCACCGGUCGAAUACAGGAUCAUAGUCCAAGUGAUGAAUGAGAAUGACAACAAGCCACGCUUUCAUGAAGACAGCAUUAUGACCCAGAACAUCAGCGAGCUGGCGGCUGUUCACUCAGUGGUCUUCAGCACUCAGGCGGAGGAUGCCGAUGGGGACACCCUCAUGUACGUCAUUGACAGCACAUCGGCCGAUGCCAGGUACUUCCGGAUCGACCUGCCCAACAGCGGAAAGAUCGUCCUGGCCAGAACAUUGGAUUUUGAGACCAAGAGGCACCUGGAAUUCGUGGUUCAUGCUGUGGAGAUGAACACCAAGGAGAGAUACAACUCUUCGGCCAGGAUCCGAGUCAAUGUCCUGGAUGGAGACGACCAGUAUCCCCAGUUUCUGCCAUGCAACGUCCUGUCACAUGAUGGUACCAGUGUGUGUGUCAGCCCCAUCUACACCACAAACAUCACGGAAGGGGAAAUCAAGACAGAACCCCUCCACUUCCUGCCUGGUGCCAUCCAUGCAGAAGAUGGGGACAGAGACCUGAGGACACCCGUUGUCUACUCCAUUCUUGCAGGGACCGACCAUGGCUACUUCCACAUGGACAACCUCACCGGGGCCAUCACCAUGUUGCGGCCAGUGGAGAGCCGGAUCUCUACUCCGGUGUAUAGCUUCAGCAUCAUGGCCUUUCAGGUGAAUGAUGCCAAGAAGUAUGCUGUGGCGGAGGUCCGGGUGAGGGUCCUGGCAGCCAACCACCAAGCCCCGCACUUUGGGCAGUCUCAGUACCAGGCCUUUGUCCAUGAAGAUGAGAACAUCGCCUCCUUGGUGGUGACCUAUAGCGGGAGAGUCUUAUUCCUGAAUGCCAUGGACAUGGACUUUGCUGAUGGCUUCAACCCCAUGGUGCGCUACAGCCUGAAACGCCAAUCCAACCAUACCCGGCUCUUUCAGAUGACUCCUGGAGGCCUUCUCAUUGCCCGCUCUGACCACCUGCGUGCUUUUGAGCAAUAUGCCUUGCAGAUCAUUGCACGAGAUGAAGAGUCUGGGGAAACCACCAAUACUACGGUCAAGGUAGAAGUGCUGAGAUUCGGAGAGGAAGUUCCCCUGGAUCCUGCAGACGCAGAGCACCAAGGCAGGCUGGAUGCUGGGAUCUUGGCUGGUAGCCUUGGGGCGCUGCUCUUGGUGACCGCCAUCGUCCUGUUUCUCAUUCUGCGCGCCAUGAAGAAGAGGCAACGCCACCAGCAGAACAUGGAGCGGGCAGCCCUGGCCAUGGAGAAGCACCCCAAUGUGAGCUUAAAAUGGUUCCAGCCGGUCAACGCUGGGAAGCCACUUCCCAACCCAGGGAACAUUUAUUUCCAGAAUGAGGGCUACAGUGACCUGGGUGACGAAUUGCCCAUGACCUACGGAGGACAGACCGUGAACUACAACAAGCAGACUUCCAUGAGGAGCGAGAAAAAUGUGGCAACCAGGGACACUGUGGUGGCAAACUCUGUGGUAAAGUUGAACAACCAGGGAGGCCAGGAGCAAGAGGAGGGGACCAAAGCAGCUCUCCUCAAUGGCAAGACCCUCGAGCAGCCAGGUAGUAUCACUCCAUGUCCAGAAGAAACAGCCUUGCCAAUGGACUCCCAAGUGGGAGAGGCCCUGGUGGAAGCCCAGCCCCUGGUAGAGGCCUUGGUGGAGGUCCAGGUGGUGGGAGAAGAAGACAAGGAGGUCCUUCUUUCUGAGACCUCAGAGAGCACUGAGGAAGAGCAGGUGGAAAAUGCCUCUGGGGAACCGGAGGAAGCAUCUCUCCAACCUCAUUUGCCGGAGGAGGAGAAAGAAGCUUGGUCUUCACAGGAAGGCAAGAUGGAAGCCAAUGGAGACACAAGCCCAACGGAGUCUGUUCCUGAAAAUUCACUCACUGAUAGUAACUGUCUGGACAGUGAAGGGGUCAAGGAGCACACAAAUCUCACAGAAGAGGUCAACGGGAGUGCAACCACUUCACCCGCCACCUCUGACAUCAACACCACAGUAGACCCGGAAAUCAAUGACACGGCCAAUGUCACCGAUACAGUAAACUUGGAAGUCAACGACUCCCUGCCCCGAAAGGACCCUGUGACCCCGCUGCUGACCCUGAAAGAGCUGCCCAAGCAGCAAUCAGAAGAAGAGGAGGAGGAGGAGGAGGAGGAUGGGGAGCUGACUCCCAAAGCUAUGUCGCCAACGUAUCAAGACCCGCUGGCAUCACUGCCCGUCAGUGAUGUUAGGAUGCCAGUGACUCUUUUGCAACUUCUGGAAGACUCCAUAGAGUGCUAGUCUGCCCCGGCUCCCCUUUUCUAUGGGGCAGGGCCAGAGAGACUGAGGACGGACUGCAACUCCUCAACACAGAGAAGGUGGACUCUUGUAUGGUCUUGAUGGGCGUUUCCCGGAUUCCAAGACUUGCGUUGAGGCUGUGAGGACUCCAUUUCUGACAAUAAUGCACAUUUUUGAAAGAUUUGCUGGUUUGCCGGGGUUUAAAAUAGGUUGUUUUCACAUUGCCUGAUUGAUGCCCUUUUAUAGAACCACAAAGCACAGGAUAGAACCUUGCAGUUGGCGGGUAAGCCAAGGGCAACCAUUAUGGACUACAAGGAUAGCAGGAUUUUCACCCCAUGUCUCCUUUCCCAAAGGGCCACCAUGUCACAUCCAAGGUGCACAUACACUAUAGAAUGAAUGCAGUUUGAUGGCACUUGAACAGUCAUGGCUCAGUGCUAUGGAAUCCUGGGAUUUCUAGGGUUUUCUGGUAGAAAAGGCUAAAGAGUUUGUAAAACUACAAUCCUAGGAGUCCAUAGCAUUAAGCCAGGGCCGUUCAAGUGGUGUCAAACUGCAUUCAUUCCCGAGUAUAGAUGCACCCUAAGGCCUACCAAAAAGGUUGUUUUGCUUUUUGGAUGCCAUGUUGGCUCCUUUUCAGUUGUUUCCUUAGCAUUUUGAGGGUGGGGCUCGAGGCUUCCUGAGGUAGGGAACCUAUACUGACACAUUUGCCACAUUGGGGAUGAAAAAAACCCAAUGAUGAAUGGAUGUUUUAAAAAAUUCCUUUGGGAGCAGUAAGAGUUCAGGGACUACAUACUUGUGGUUCAGGGGCCACAUUUUUCUCACUCUAGUUUAUAGCUUGUUUAGAAUUUUUUUACUCCUAAAUUCUGAGCAUUUUCCCAGUUUAUUUUACCCCAACAUCUCAACAGUGGCAUGUAAAGUGGCUACACGUUUUUAAUAUUAGGAAAUAGAGAACAAUUCCCUUAUCCACAGACUUCUCAAACAUCUUUAUGGUCCUCUGUAGGUUCUCCAGUACAAUUCUAUGAUAUGUCUGCAGCCCAGAUAAAUGGAGAUAUAGGGUGCACCAUGAUCCGUGGUUUUAGGUUUCUCCCAUCAUGUUCUACUGUUGGACUGUCAGGAAGUUCUUCCUAAUGUGUGGCUGGAAUCCCAAACCUUCAGUCCGCUGGUUAAUGGUCUAACAGAAAGCAUGUUUGCUCCAUCACCUAUAUUACAGCCUUUGAGACAUAUUAAUGUAUUUAUUUAUUUACAGCAUUUAUAUUCCGCCCUUCUCACCCCGAAGGGGACUCAGGACGGAUCACAUUACUCAUAUAGGCAAACAUUCAAUGCCUUUUAACAUAGAACAAAGACAAGACAAACAUAGGCUCCGAGCGGGCCUUGAACUCAUGACCUCCUGGUCAGAGUGAUUCAUUGCAGCUGGUUUCAGCUGGCUUGCUCUCCAGCCUGCGCCACAGCCCGGGCCUGGAUAAACUUCCAUAUCCAUGGUCAAUAUGUUCCUGAACUUAGUUUGGAUACAAGAAGCCAUGGAUCAAAAUGAGCCCUAUUGAAAUGAAGGGUUUCUCAUCCAAAAAUACCAUAAAGUUGCACUGGAGGACCUAGAAAAUGCUUUCAUUGGAUGUGGACAAAAAAACCUAUGGUUACAGGUCCCAUGGAUACUAUAUUAAAUGAUAACUGUUGUAUCACCUCUCAAUGACAAAACAUGGUGAAGACAGCUGUGUAUGAUAGAUGCCUUAUUUGUUUAUAUGAUCUUAUGGAAGGAACCAAUAUGAGGAAUGGAACCUCCUCACAAAGCCCCAAUCCAUUCCUAUUUCCCCAACUUCUAUAAUAUUGUGCUGAGCAAAUUGGGGGAAGUUUCUAAAUUGCAGAUCAGCAGACACCCACUUGUUCCAGGGCACUUCACCCCAUAACUCAAGAAGAACCGUAGAGGUUCCUCACCCACCAUGAGAUCUUCUGUUCAUCCUCUUUACUUGCCCAUUUCCCCAGAUCUUAGGUUACUCAAAGAACUUAACCAAUCCUACUACUAUUAAGUUGUUUACCAUUCACUUUUGAGAAGAAGAAUGCAUUCCAGGUGGCUGGGAAGAUGAAGAACCGGGUUGAGUCUGUUUUCCAUUUGUUCCACCAGCAUCUUCCUGGUUUUGCCCUUAAGUAACCUGGCUGGGCGGAUGUGCAAAAGAGAGAGGGGGGAUUUGCAAUGCAAAUUUGGACAAAGAACUACCUUUGUGCUUGUCUUUCUUGUCUCUUGAGUUAGCAAGUUCUUUGUCCCUUGCUCCCAAAGUCACCUCUGAAUGAGAAGACGCAAACAUAAGUCUUUGGAUAUCAUCCCUGCCAUCUCCUUGUCUAUUUAUAUUUUCAAAUUAAAAGUGUUUUAAAAUAAAAA
Messenger RNA from Anolis carolinensis (green anole), 5448 nucleotides. Its product is annotated as protocadherin-15. Gene Ontology annotation, cellular component: catenin complex; membrane; adherens junction. The record is from RefSeq and is a predicted model, not a curated record. NCBI's taxonomy places the organism in Eukaryota, Metazoa, Chordata, Lepidosauria, Squamata, Anolidae. Bases 471 to 3083 code for a protein of 870 amino acids. Gene Ontology annotation, molecular function: calcium ion binding; cadherin binding. The transcript has 16 exons. Gene Ontology annotation, biological process: cell-cell junction assembly; multicellular organism development; calcium-dependent cell-cell adhesion.